AUGUCUAAUGAAUACGUUACUUUAGUAUCAUCAGAUAACUUUAAAUAUGUUGUUGAUAAAGAAGUUGCUUCGAUUUCAACAGUUUUAAAGAAUUCACAAGGUUUUGAAGAAGGUAAAACUGGUAGAAUUAAUCUAGAUAUGGAUGGUGAUAUAUUAGAAUGUAUUGUUGAAUAUUUAUAUUAUCAUUAUAAGUAUAAAGAUCAAGCUGAAAGUGGUGAUGUACCUGAAUUUAAUAUACCAACUCAUUUAGCAUUGGAAUUGUUAGUCAAAGCUGAUUAUUUAGAUAUAUGA
This is a messenger RNA of Insectozyma verbasci, 291 nucleotides long. The record is from the annotation of a GenBank genome assembly. NCBI's taxonomy places the organism in Eukaryota, Fungi, Ascomycota, Pichiomycetes, Serinales, Debaryomycetaceae.